Trichobilharzia szidati is the source of this 943-nucleotide messenger RNA. The record is from the annotation of a GenBank genome assembly. Lineage: Eukaryota; Metazoa; Platyhelminthes; Trematoda; Strigeidida; Schistosomatidae.
AUGCCAAGAAGUUGCUAUUAUCAAAUUUUGGUUGCCUAUACCACAGUGUCUUUUUUAUUGUUGUUGGGUAAACUAGAUGCAAUAUUGUACGCAAUGCUGAAAAUCCCAUGCUGUAUUAUAAGUACUGUUUUGGAAUAAGAUAUGUACUAACUAUUCAACCUUCUCAUCAAGUCUAUUCACUCCGGAAUACAAAAUUAUGUUUAAAAAUCUCACAAGUUUGUUUAUGCAAGGUUUCUAUGUUCAACCGGGAAUUUUCAGCCGUGUGACAGGACUGCAUACAACAUCGAAUGUUAUGGCAGAACCUUUAAAGAAAAAGAAGAGAGUCGACCCAGCUGUUGAACAACAACGAAUAGGCAGAAAAAUUAGAAAAAUUGAAAAAGAAAUCAAACGUCUUAGUCGUUUCGACAGAAGAUUGAAGCCUAUUGAAGAAAUAGAAGGUGAUCGUCAAUUGAUGAAGGAAUUAAAAUCUCGUCAACGGUCACCGAUAGACAUCAGUGAAAAUGAAGUAGAUCAACGGAUAAGCGUUUGGAAGUGUUGGACACGUUAUCAAACAGAAGUGACACACCGAGAAAAUCGACUAUAUAAAUCAGUAUUAACAGCUCAACAAAAAGCUCUAAAAUGUUUGUUCGAAACAUCUCCCAACUUGUACAAAGAAGCUAUUCAACCUUAUUCGGAAUUAUUAACAAAAGGCGAAUCCACUGGUUCACAAAAAGAACAACAACAACAACAAGAAGGAGAAGUGGCUAUGAAUUUAACAACACUAACUGGUCCGUAUAUUGGUGCGCCUAAACUUCACGGGGAAUUGAUCGAGUCUACAGGUGAAUAUGAUCCACCCGACGGGGAACACUGUGAUACAACACCUAAGCUGACUUAUGAUUUUGAAUUAGACUCCCAGUUCUUAGCUGAGCCAAAGAAAAAGAAAUUCACAUUACCAAAUAAAUAA